Messenger RNA from Scleropages formosus (Asian bonytongue), 3545 nucleotides. RefSeq names its product histamine H3 receptor. The record is from RefSeq and is a predicted model, not a curated record. Gene Ontology annotation, molecular function: G protein-coupled serotonin receptor activity; G protein-coupled acetylcholine receptor activity; histamine receptor activity. Lineage: Eukaryota; Metazoa; Chordata; Actinopteri; Osteoglossiformes; Osteoglossidae. Gene Ontology annotation, biological process: G protein-coupled receptor signaling pathway, coupled to cyclic nucleotide second messenger; adenylate cyclase-inhibiting G protein-coupled acetylcholine receptor signaling pathway; chemical synaptic transmission. Gene Ontology annotation, cellular component: synapse; dendrite; plasma membrane. The coding region runs from base 632 to 1987 and encodes 451 amino acids. The transcript is spliced from 3 exons.
CACGGCUCGUGUUAACCCUUGUAUUAAAUAACAGCAACGAGCGUUUUUCGGUUUUGUUUUACAGAAAAACACUUCGGUUGUGCGUUUUUUUAAGCAUGAUUAUCGUGACGAUGGGAUUUGGGUUUAUUAGGUCAUGAUAAAUGCAGUUUGGACAAGGGAACUGUAAGGCAGGUUUCCGGUUUCGGGUCGUGCUCCGAACAAGCCUGUUGCCCAGCUAUAAUCAUUAUUUGUUUAUUUAUAUAUUCAUACUGGAGCCACGGAACCGCGCGGGCACCUUUCCCGGGUUUUCUGCUCGCGCGUUCCUUCGCUCAGUGCAUGAGACGUACUUCCCGCGCGCUGCUCGGUCCCCGGCGCACCGACUUGGGGCUCGCGUUGCGCGUCGCGUGGACAAGGCGGCCAGCGGGCAGUUCGUGGACAGUUCCUUAAGUUGGCAGUGGAGCGCGCGGAAGCGGCGGUCCUCGCGGAAUCCGAGCCGCGCGCUCCGCUCUGAUUGGCGCUCGGACCCGCAUCCGCGUUCGCGCGUCCCUCUCUGUGGCUUUUUUUUGAGAACAUUUUUACGAACGGACGGUAAACAUUAUGUAACUGCGCAACUUAAGCGGUACAACAGACGGCGCGCGGCGCUCAGCGAUGGAUGCUGUUUGUUUGCGUUUUUAUUCCGGUUUUAAACAGAAGUGAACAGCGCUCUUUUCUGGGGACUAUGGGAGCAGGCAUCCCAGAGAUUAACUCCAGCUUUAACUUCACCGAGGACGGAUCGGCGCGACUCCAGGGCACGGGCGCUACAUUUUCGGGAUACGUGAUGGUCAUCCUGGCCGUGCUCAUGGUCACUCUGGUGGUCGUGGUCGUGGUCGGCAACGCGUUGGUCAUUCUUGCGUUCGUGGUGGACAGGAGCCUCAGAAACCAGAGCAACUACUUCUUCUUGAACUUGGCCAUAUCGGAUUUCCUCGUAGGUGCCUUCUGCAUCCCCAUUUACAUCCCAUACAUCUUGACGGGGAAGUGGAUGUUUGGACGAGGCCUGUGCAAGUUGUGGCUGGUGAUAGACUACUUGCUGUGUACUGCCUCCGUCUUCAACAUCGUCCUCAUCAGCUAUGACCGCUUCCUGUCCGUCACCAGAGCUGUCACAUACAGAGCUCAGCAAAGCAUGACCAACUUGGCCGUGGGGAAGAUGGUGGCUGUGUGGGUGCUGGCCUUCCUCCUCUACGGUCCGGCCAUCAUCUUCUGGGAAUCGGUGGUGGGCAAGAGCAAUGUUCCCAGUGAUGAGUGCUUUGCUGAGUUCUACUACACAUGGUACUUCCUGCUUUGUGCCUCCACCUUUGAGUUUUUCUCCCCUUUUGUUUCGGUGGCCUUCUUCAACCUGAGCAUCUACCUGAACAUCCGGCGGAGGAACAAAAGCCGGGCAGCACUGCAGGCAGACCAGGCCAACGACUUCCUCCUGGCGCAGCGAGAUGUGGCCCCAACAUCUUCUGUCUUCUUUGUGAAGACACGUAAGGUCUCUUCCAGCGAGCCCGCGGCCGUGUCAGCAGUCAUCGAGGAUGAUGAGCCGUCCCCUUCAUCCAGCUGCCUGAGCAACAGUUCCCUCACUAUGAAGAGGAAGACCAUCUCCAGCAAGCUGAGGCCGUGCAACACCCGGACUGUGGCCGCUGGCGUCUCCUGUGAAGGCCGACUAGAUGGUGUGGCCAACAGGAGCACGCAGCACUCUCGCCUCUCCCGUGACAAAAAGAUUGCCAAGUCCCUGGCCAUUAUUGUUUGCAUUUUUGGGAUUUGCUGGGCACCUUAUACGUUGCUGAUGAUCAUCCGGGCCGCUUGCGGCGGACGCUGCGUCGAGCAUCACUGGUAUGAGAUCACCUUCUGGCUCCUGUGGAUAAACUCAGCCAUCAACCCUUUCCUCUACCCCCUGUGCCACAGUAGUUUCAGGAGAGCCUUUACCAAGAUGUUGUGCCCCAAGCGGCAGUCUAUACAACCUCAGAUUGAACCUCAGUCUUGCCAGUAACAGUCUUAUCACUUCGAUGUAAAAUUUUUGUCUCAAAAGUGAGCCUUCAAGACUAUUCCUUCAUGUGUUUCAGAGCUUUGCUUGGACUGAAAACAGGCUUUGUGUGAAUAUUGACUGGAAUUUUAUCACAAGCAAAGCUCAGAGGUAAACUUCAUUUAGUUUUCCGAUGUAUAAAAUGGUGUGUUCAGGCAGUGCUUUUUUGGUCAAUAUAAAUAUUUUACAUGAGGCGCGUUUAUAAAUACCCAUUCCUUGCAAUUACCUUGUACUGAGUCUUAUAUAAGUUUUUUGGCGAGAGUAAUUUACUUUUUGGAAUUAAAUGAAUGAGACGAGAUUGUGAAUUGAGGAUCCAUUUUGUGCAGUAAAUGCUUAUGAGAAACAAUUAGUUGUUUUUCACAUUUUAACGAUUCAGACAGUCAAAGGCGUGAUUUCAAGGCUUUCUCAAAGGAUUUUAGAAGUACCAACACGGGAUAAUAGCUGCAAAAACUGGUUUAUGUUCUUAUAUUGUUUUUGCGUGAAUAUUUGCCAUACCUAUUUCAUCCAGCAUAAAACGUUAUCAGAUAUACCGGCAAAAAAUACAUUUUUCAAUGUAAGAUGUUGUAGUCCAGAUAUGGAACAUAUGAAGGUUUAUUUAAAAAAUAACGAUGUGCCUCAUAUUAGAUACUGAUAAACAAAGGUUUGGUGUAUGUGUGUGACGGUCAUUGUCUCCGAAUACUCUCUACAUACACCAUCUGUGCUGCGGAUAUGAAGUCGCUUUGUUUGUCCUUUGAUGUGACUGAAAUUCAAAUAAAGGCCCUGGUGAGCAGGUUUUCGACUGCGCCGCUAAUACAGUUGAGUGGAGAAACCUAACAGAACUUGCCUCUAAUUGCUCGUGCAAAGGCAAACAGAGGAAAAAUAGCAGUCUACUGGAAGCGGUUGCUUAUGGGUUAUGGGCUAUGAAGUUGAGGCAAUGGGACACAAUUCUAGGGCCACAGUCCAAAAUGACAUUCAAACUCAAGGAUACAAAUAUGUGUGUUUUUCUACUUUUCUCAUGCCAUCGCAUACAGCUGCAGGUUUUCCCGCAGCAAUGAAGGCGUGAUGCUCCCUGCUGCCCCGCAGCUCCAGCCUUCGUACGCCUUGCUGGGGCCCAGAGGGAACACGGUGUUGGGUGACGCUCGUCCUAUGUACUGAAACGCACAUGUUCCACAGUUCCUUCAUCAGUGGCUGCUUCGUUUUGUUGUAGUCAGGAAAAUCGCCACGGAAACGUUUGCGGGAUGUAUUUAUGACUGAUUUCUCAUUCGCUCUUCGGCAUAAAGACAGGUGAGACUGUGCAGUGCAGUUUGUCAAGCCUUUUAAACAUGCAGCAUCCCAGAAGGGACUCACGAUGACCUUGAAUGUUCCAGAGUGCAUGUAUUUUUUUUCUUAAUGGAUGUUAAGAUUAAAUAAAUAAAUAAAUAAGAGACUCAAAAUGUUAAAAACGCUCCUUGUCCAAUCAGGAUAAGAAAGCCCUCCGGGAUUUUUAUUUUGACUGAGCUAUUGAAAAACUUCAUGGUUUUUGUGUCUAUACAAAGAUAACAAGACU